AUGGCUGUGAUCUCAAUCACAAUAUUGAUCUCGUUCAAGACUGGAGGAAUGUGGAAAAAGACCAAUACCUACAUUGAGCUACCCGAAGUCAAGUUUGACUCUAAUUGCUACUUUAUUGUAACUCAAGAUAAUGGAGAUCCAUUCGAUUACUAUUUCUGGAGCCCAUUUGAUGAACUGAACCAAUUACAACAUGAUCGAUUGAUGGCUCCGAUCGUUAGUGUUACAGAAAAUGAUGUGGAUGAUAAUGGAGUUACUGAUUAUGUAAGAAUUGAUCUUUUUUUUGAUAUUUUAAUGGUUUAAAUAAUAAUUUUUGAAAAUUAAACUAUUUUUUAGGCAACAAUUGAAAUCAAGUUCAAAUACCCUGAAGAAAAGUUUGAAGUAAAGUCGUUACAUUGGAUGUUGUUUUAUAAGUUCACGUUGAAUAGAAGGUCUAUUAUACAGGUAAAAAUGGCAAAAAUUUUUUUUACAAAGCAAAAAAUCGCAAGAACUUUCUUUGCAUAACAAAAAAUGGCAAUAAUUUUCUUUACAAAACAAAAAAUGACAAGAACUUUCUUUACAAAACAAAAAAUGACAAGAAUUCUUUUAAAAAAUCAACUAAUAGCAAAAACUUUCUUUACAAAACCGAAAAUGGCAAAAACUUUCUUUAAAAACCGAAAAAUAGCAAGAACUUUCUUUACAAAGUGUAAAAUGGCAAUAAUUUUCUUUACAAUCAAAAAUAGCAAAAAAUUUCUUUACAAUUCUUCAAAACAAUAUUUUCAGGCAAAUGGUGUCAUUUUCGAUGAAAUUCACCGACCGACCAAUUUAGCUUCAUAUUUUGUCCAAUCUGAUCUUGUAUUCGAUCAACGCAAGCCCUUACCAUCGUACGGCAAUUAUCAUUUUAAGAACGACCUCUUCAGUAAAUACACUGACGAUAUCGAUGAAAAUUCAACUGGUACCGAAUUCAAUUAUGGCAGCGUUUCUUAUCAGCCUUAUGAAAUUAGAAAACAGGCCAUGUUGUAAGUUGGGGUAGGAUAUGGUAGGGUAGUGGAAGGCAGGGUAGUGGAAGGUAGGGUAGGUUCAAUUACAGUAAUCAUAGUCAUUCAAAACCCCAUUUUAGAGCCAACUACACCCUAAAAAUGGAUCGAAAAGUUGAUUUUUGGGAGCCAAAAAGUGCCGAAACCACAGAUUACCUCAAGUUAUCAUUUGAAUUCCAUGUUUUGGCUUCAGAAUUGGUCUACGAAACUGAUGCUUCUGAACUGUUAAAAUGGGUGUGGAUUCAGAUCUUAGCAAUUUUUGUCAUUGUCAAUUGUGUUUUCCAACAAUUGACUGCUGUUUUUAUCGAAAACGGGGUUUUUGGUACUCUUGUCCGUCAUAACAAAGUUGAUAAACUUGAAUAA
This is a messenger RNA of Bursaphelenchus okinawaensis, 1376 nucleotides long. The record is from the annotation of a GenBank genome assembly. Lineage: Eukaryota; Metazoa; Nematoda; Chromadorea; Rhabditida; Aphelenchoididae.